Chlamydomonas reinhardtii is the source of this 1293-nucleotide messenger RNA. RefSeq lists its product as uncharacterized. Gene Ontology annotation, cellular component: nucleus. Gene Ontology annotation, biological process: protein sumoylation. The record is from RefSeq and is a predicted model, not a curated record. The coding region runs from base 116 to 577 and encodes 153 amino acids. The transcript is spliced from 5 exons. Gene Ontology annotation, molecular function: protein tag activity; ubiquitin-like protein ligase binding. NCBI's taxonomy places the organism in Eukaryota, Viridiplantae, Chlorophyta, Chlorophyceae, Chlamydomonadales, Chlamydomonadaceae.
AGUAACUUUUAGCUUUGUAAACCUUCACACUCGCACACAAAAGCCCGCGGAGUCGCGAGGAGAUAUUUUAAACUCACACUGCAGCAUUUUGCCUUCGGCUGCUUGAGCUGCAAACAUGGCGGACGUUAAGGCUGAGGCGAUCAACAUCUCAAUCAAGUCUACUGACGGCGAGGUGAACUUCAAGAUCAAGAAGUCAACUCGCAUGGGGAAAGUCUUCUCGGCUUUUGCGCAGAAGAAGGGCGUUGCGACGAACCACUACCGGUUCGUGUUUGACGGCAACCGAGUGGGCGAGGACGUGACCGCUGCCGAGGUGGGGUUGGAAGACGGCGACAGCAUCGAUGCCUUUGUGGAGCAGGAGGGCGGCAUCGAUGCCUUUGUGGAGCAGGAGGGCGGCAUCGAUGCCUUUGUGGAGCAGGAGGGCGGCAUCGAUGCCUUUGUGGAGCAGGAGGGCGGCACUAGGGCGGCACUAGAGCAGCAGUGGCACAGCCCUGUGCUGCGCCGUGGUGAGGAGCUGAUGGCAGGGUCUGUGUGUGUGGCGUGUGUGCGUGGCGUGCGUGUGGAGGGGGGGGGGCGGUAGUUCAUUCCAACCCCAAUGGAACCAAGACCAGCCCAGGGUUGUGUGGAGCGAGUGGCAUGAAAGCAUGGGAGGCGGUGGCGGUGGCAGCAGGUUUGCUUCAGUGGAGCAGGAGGUUUGCACUUUGCAGGGUGCCGUAAGUUGUUGCGGAAUGUAUCUUGGCGGCAAGGCGAGGCCGCUUUCUGGAUAGCGGCUGGAGCUGUUGUUGGUGUUGUCGACCAUGGCUGUAUGUAUGUGCGACAUGUUACACGACGAUGCAAUGACGUGGUGUGGUUUCGGGUGGUGCGCCAAUGCGUGGGAUCCCACCAUGGUGGUUUGUUGCAGGCAGGGGUGUGGGGGGAGCGAGGGGAGCGGCACACGGCGGCUCGUGGCCAUGCCGAUAGGGGUGGUAAUGGGUGGGGUUGCAAGGUGCCUGCUAUGGUCAGGCGGUGCCCGAAGCAAGGGGCAGGAACGCAGCAGUCCCUGGGGCAACGUGUGCGUGUGUGUGGCGGGGAGGCUGUGGGGCCGUGUGGACGGAUGUGUCGGUGCGGGUGCUCUCGCCCGCAUGCGCUGUGCGGGAGCGGGGGGGCGGUGUGCAGUCGCGCCGCAUCAUGUGCCGCAGGGUGGGGUAAAGACGGACAGACGGGUGGGGGUGGGGGGUAGUGGCGGUGCCGGGGGGCUGUGCUUGUGUGGAGGGAGAGGUCGAGUGGCGCUGGUGCCGUGCCUUUGUGUAGUCACUC